This is a messenger RNA of Atta colombica, 435 nucleotides long. RefSeq lists its product as uncharacterized. Bases 1 to 435 code for a protein of 144 amino acids. The transcript is spliced from 4 exons. NCBI's taxonomy places the organism in Eukaryota, Metazoa, Arthropoda, Insecta, Hymenoptera, Formicidae. The record is from RefSeq and is a predicted model, not a curated record.
AUGAAGCUGCUGCUUUUGUUGUCGUUUAUCAUUCUAGUCUCUGAGAGUCUCGUCGCGGAAAAAACAACCGACGGCAAUGAUGUAUCAUCACAAGUGACCACUGUUUUUCAAGCUCAACCGAGUGCUCAGGAAUUCAUAGGAGAAAAAAAAUUAUUAAGAAAAAGAAGCUACGAUCUGCUUUCCUUGCCCUACAUACGCACUUACGCUCCCGUGUUGCCGUGGUAUCGAGGCGGAUUGAGUAGCUACGGAUUGUAUGGCAAUGGUUGGUAUCCGUCGGGCUGGCCGUUGUCAUACGGUGGUUGGCACAGUGAUUGGUAUAAAGGAUGUUCAGGCCCUCAGUUCAGCAGCCCGGUGCCAUCCACGUGCGAUCUAGUCGAGAUCAGAGAUCAAACUCUCAAGAAAAGCAAUGACGAGAAUGGGAGCAGGUUCCACUGA